UUGUCCCUUUAUAAAAGAGACAUGCCUUCCCCUGGUGUCCAUGAUCGCUCUUGCCUCUUGGUCCCUUCAAACUGCCAUUCCAACCUGCACAUCACACUACUCUCUCCUCUCCAUCUCAUCCUGAUCUCCAUUCACCUAUCAUCUACUACCGCCUGCAACCUAGCUAGCUGUAGCUCGAUCCGGAUCUCUAGCUAGCUUGAUUUCCUCUCCCAUGUCUGCCAUCUACAUGAGCCAGCUCUCCACUGCUCUCCCUCUCAUGGAGGGAGAUCACCACCAGGAUCAUCAUCAAGGCCACUUCCAGGCCUUCACCCCGCCCAAGGAUCCCCAUAUCAUGUUCCCUUUUGUGAUCAGCAACAGCAGCAAUAGUGACAGCGGUACACUAAGCUAUGGAUCGGCAGACCAUCGCUUGAUGAGGCAGCAUCAAUCUAUGCUAGAGCCCCAGCAUAUGAUCGGUGGAUCGUCGGCGAGUGUCUUUGCGACGACGUUCCCGACCGUGGAGAGCAUCCGCGACGACAUGAUCGAGCCAUCCUCGUACGAUCCAUACGAUAUGGGGAAGCUGCAGGUCAGCGGAUCGCUCGAGCCUGGCAACUGGACGCCGCCAGCCAAGAUGCGGAUCACGAGGAAGGCGAGCGCCGAUAAUCCCGGUGCCGGUGUGGCGGUGAAGAAGCCCAGGAGAAGGGCGCAACCGUACCAAUAUAUGAGCAACCAACCUAAUCUGGGUGUUAUUAGGGUGUGCUCGGACUGCAAUACCACCAAGACCCCCUUGUGGAGGAGUGGUCCUUGCGGCCCCAAGUCGCUUUGCAACGCCUGCGGCAUCAGGCAGCGAAAGGCGCGGCGGGCGAUGAUGGCCUCCGGGGCGCCGUCCACCGACGGCACCAAGGCAGCCGCGGCCUUGCCCAGAGGUACCAUGGCCGCGCACGCGAAGGAGAAGAAAGAUAAGAGAGCGGACGUGGACCGGUCGCUGCCGUUCAAGAAACGGUGCAAGGUGGUCCGGGAUCACGCUGCCGCCUCCGCUCCUGCCGCUGCCACUGACAAGACCGUCGUCCAGACCACCGCCACGGUUGUUGACACCGGGCUGAGCAGGGAUCUCGUCGACAACAUUGGGUUCAUCAUCUGGAGCAGGAGUCCUGCUCCCGCAGCGCCCGCGACCGCCUGCAGCAGCUUCCGACCGUCGCCGGCCUUGCCGGUGCAGGACGAGAUCACGGACGCCGCCAUGCUGCUCAUGACGCUGUCCUGCGGGCUUGUCCGGAGCUGAUGAUCUACCCUCUACCGAUCACGACCACGUACCACCGCAGGCUUUUUGCAGCUAGCUAGUGCCUUAGAUUGUUAGUGUUACCGUCUACCGCCGUCUGAGCUGUAGUGUUUUUUGGCUUCUUGUUCUUGUUGCUAGUGUAGCAUGUGCUACUGUUCAAGUCAUGUGAUCUGUUCGUGCAUGAGAGAGAGAGAGAGAGAGAGAGAGAGAGAGAGAGAGAGAGCUGAGAUAGGAGGAAGAAGAAGAUCACGAGGGAAGUAAUAAGGUAAAAUCGUAAUAAUAUCUACGUAGAUUGCUAGGAUAUUGUUGCAUGCAAUGUGAUCGAGUUUCAUUUUGGAGUAGUGCGCUUUUCUGAUGCUGCGGCUAAUCUGGUUGCUCGCUACUACAUGUAUGUUCUUCGUUUUGGUUGAGUUUCUUGUACUGGAGCUAAUAAUAAUAAUAUGGAGAGAGAUCAAAGCACGAGGUGUUGCUGUUCGUCGAGACUAGUU
Molecule: messenger RNA, 1740 nt
Organism: Phragmites australis (common reed)
Lineage: Eukaryota; Viridiplantae; Streptophyta; Magnoliopsida; Poales; Poaceae
Product: protein CYTOKININ-RESPONSIVE GATA TRANSCRIPTION FACTOR 1-like
Exons: 3
Coding region: 212-1255 (347 amino acids)
Biological process (GO): regulation of DNA-templated transcription
Molecular function (GO): sequence-specific DNA binding; zinc ion binding
Source: RefSeq, a predicted model, not a curated record